This is a messenger RNA of Eufriesea mexicana, 4247 nucleotides long. RefSeq names its product sorting nexin-13. Gene Ontology annotation, cellular component: early endosome. NCBI's taxonomy places the organism in Eukaryota, Metazoa, Arthropoda, Insecta, Hymenoptera, Apidae. The transcript has 10 exons. Bases 181 to 3465 code for a protein of 1094 amino acids. The record is from RefSeq and is a predicted model, not a curated record. Gene Ontology annotation, molecular function: phosphatidylinositol binding.
GUGAUACAGUGUGAUGUGAUAUCAAUAUUGAAUAGCUUUAGAAACGUAAAAUAGAAAAAAACGUUUUAAUGAAAUUGGAAGCGUCCAGUGUUUUAUGAGAAUUCAAUCUCGCGAUAAUGCGAGAAGGGAACUACACUUCAUGCUGAUCACUGAUAAGGACCAUCAAAUAGGAAAUUUCCAAUGAAUGUUCCACUAUAUGGACUUCUUGGAGUUGCAGCUGCUAUACUCAUAUAUAUUGUUGGACUUGGAAUGAUCGUGAAGUUAUUCAUUUGUUUGAUCGCCUUAAUUUUAGGGAUAAUCACAUGUAUAUAUAGAACGUAUGGCGCAAACCUUGAUAAUACAGUUAGAUCUGAAAGAGAAGACAUAAACAAGAAAACUGAAAAAUUACGGCAGUACAUUUUAGAUCUAUCCAAGCAAAAGAUGACCUUUACUUUAGAUAGAAGAAUCACUGGUAGUCGUAUUAUUGACGAGUCCCUGCAAGAAAUAUUAGAUUUCGUUAUCAGAGAUUAUGUGGAACCAUGGUACAGCAUUAUUACAGACGACGAGGAGUUUAUAUGUUCUGUUCGGGACACUGCUCAGAAAAUAGCUAUCAACAUUGCAAAUCGAGUAAAAGGUGUAGAUUGGAUACCAUAUUUAACGACACGUCUCGUGGAUGAUGCAGCUUCUCACGUUAGGCUGUAUCGACAAGCAAGAGCGAAAAUAAAGCAACUUCGAACCAAAAAAUUGCAGAAAGGUAGUGCUAGUUCAAGUACUUCUAGUGGUACUCCUAAGAAGACACCUACACAUAGACGAAAUAAAAGCGAAACAGAUGUAUCCUGGUACUCCCAGUCUAAGUUUUAUAUUCCCAAUUUAUCAUCCCUCACUGAACCCAUUGAAAGUAAUGAAGAGAAAGAAGAGGAAUCGCUGGAGAAGGUAUUCUUUGAUUUGGAAGUGCAGAUGGAGAAUAAUUUGAUCUGUAGGGACCUGAUGUGCACUAACAGCGCCCAGGAACUCGAAUUUCUUGGAGAAAUAUCUGAGAUUUUAUUGUAUCUUGUUUUACCAAAGGAAGACUUUGAUUGCCUGACUGUGAGAUUUAUUUUAAGAGAGUUGUUAGUAAACGUGAUUAUUAGACCAUUGUUGGAUUUAUUCUCUGACCCUGAUUAUAUUAAUCAGGCAUGUAUAUGGCUGUGUGCUAAGGAAGGUAGCUUACCCAGCGAUGUGUUCUUAACAGUGAUCAGAGUGACAGAUAGCUUAGAUGAACUAAUGGCAACAAAAAACAUAGUCUGUAAAGAAAUAGCUCAUCUUCGUUCUAAGGAUUCUGGAGGAGAAGAUGAUCUAUCAGUAAAGCAACAGUUGAACAGCUUGCUAUAUGUAAAAAAAAUCUUGGAAACUAGAAUUAUCGGUAUGCAGGAAGGGCUGGAGUCAGAGACUGAUGGGAUUGGUACUCAACCUGAUUGGAACAGACUAUUGAUGCCUGGACAGAAACUAGUGAAUUUACCCCUAGAUGAGCUUUUAAAAAAUAAUAUUGCAUUAAGUUACUUCAUUGACUAUAUGACUUCUAUAAAUGCAGAGUCAUAUCUGUUCUUUUAUUUGAACAUUUAUGGCUGGAGAGUGUCAGCAGAGCAACAGAUAUCGAACAUAGAAUUACAGAAGUUGCAUGCAGCCCAAACAGCUCCCAGUCUUAUGAGUACCAAACGUAAAAACACAGACCUAGAUAAUUUAAAGGAAGCAGCUACCAAAAUUUACCAACAGUACCUUAGCGAUAAAGCCUCUCCCAAAUUACAAUUAGAUGAUGCCUUAGUAAAAACAUUGUUGAACAGAAUAAAAACUGAAUCUGUGAAGGAGACAUGGUUCGAUGAUCUUAGAGUUUGUUGUUAUGAAAAAUUGCAAAACGAGGAUCGAUUCUUGCCCGGUUUUAAAAAAUCAAUGGCUUAUGUCAAGCUGCUUGCUGAAUUAGACCUUCUAAAGGACCCAACAUCUGAGGAAGACACAAAAUCUUUGGACAGUAUCAGUUUAUCAAGCACAAAUAAUGAAUUGGAAACUCUAGAUGAAAUGUCUGAGAUAUACAAGCCUGAAGACAUUAAACCAGUUGAAUUAAAGGAUAGCAAAUUAAAAUCUAGUUCCUCGUCAAGUUUGAUCAGUAUCAUGGGUCCAAAUGAGGAUAAAGCAGAGCCUGAAUCUGAAAUUAAUAUGAGGAUUGUAAAGAGUAUAAGAAAGGCUGUUAGUAUUGAUACAGACCAUGUCAGCGAGGGCAAAGAUGUCACUUUUUAUCUAGAAUCAAAUGCAGAGCAAUUUGUUAAAUUAGACGAUAAUACUUAUGAUCAGAAUGUCAUUAAAAAGUUACAACAGGGAAAAUUCGAAAUUACCGCAAAGAUUAUUGAAACUGGGAUAGUUAAUGACCGUGGAAAAACCUAUGGGAUCUAUGCAGUGGCAGUAACCAAGAGUUACGAUUCAGGUUAUCAGGAGAAAUGGCACAUUUAUAGGAGAUACUCUGAUUUCUACAACCUUUAUCAGAAGAUUAAAGAAAAAUAUUAUGAUCUAGCAAAAAUUCCUUUUCCAGCAAAGAAAGCUUUUCAUAAUAUGGAAAGAACUGUCUUGGAAAGAAGAAUGUUAAUGCUGAAUGCCUGGUUGUAUCACUUAACGAAACCAGCUGUUGUUGAAGGGCACAUGGGUUUGCAGAAUAUGUUAUUAAACUUCCUGGAACAGGGGGAUUACGACAAGGGUGUUACCGGUGGACAAAUAUCUAAAACGAUAGAUACUCUAAUGAAUCCAUUGAAAACGUCUAUGAAAACUAUGACUCAAGCCGUGAAAACUAUGCCAGAUAACAUGUUAAACACUGUAGACGGAGUUAUGGAUAAUAUAAGUAAAUUUUUUGGAAAUCCAAAAAAGUCCAACGCCUUUUACGAGAACACUAAAGUUGGUGCUAGUUUGGAUGUAGAGACCGAUGAUAACAUUCCUUUGCGAAUAAUGCUGCUUUUAAUGGAUGAGAUCUUCGACCUAAAAGUAAGAAACCAGUGGCUGAGACGAAGGAUAAUCACAUUACUAAGACAAAUUAUUCGUACGAUGUUUGGAGAUAUAGUAAAUCGAAGAAUAGUUGAGUAUGUUUCCUUACUAACAAGUCCAGCUAGAGUAGCUGGCUAUUUGAAAUUAUUCAAGAGCAGUUUCUGGCCCAAUGGAGUCAAAGCUGAGAAAAAACCACUCAGGGAUGCAGAAAUGAAGAACAGAACGAGGGUAGCAGCCAAAGUCGCUCUUUUAUCCUGUUUUUCAGAUGAACUAAAACAUAUCAUAGGUAGCGAAACAACCAGAAGGGGUCUUCUGAGAGUAUUUGAGCUAUUCCAGCGACCUGUGCUUAAUAGAAGACUUUUGUAUGUGCUCCUGGAAGGAAUUAUAGAGACCCUGUUUCCUCAAAACAACUUAGUGGAUAUUUUCCAGAAACUGUAUUCGAUUUCGCCAAGGGUACAAUAUAGAAACAUUCAGAAAUCUUAAGAUCUGAUUGUUUCACUUGGUGUUGUUUGGAAUUAGGGACAUUUAUGAGUUUUUUCAUUAAAUACUAUCUGCAUCAAAGACCUUAAAAAAUAUUAAAAUGAAAAAUGACUGUUAAAUAGGUUUGAGCAAGCAAUUGAUUUCUUACAAACUAUAUCUGACUCACAAAUAUCGUUUUAUUGAGCAAAUAUCUACAGAAGUGGUUAAGGGAACCAAUAUUCAUGUUUAAAAUUGUAAAAUGCGAAGGACGUAUUUCAGUUAAGGCUCAAAUCAAAAAUUACCUAAGAACUUGUUAAAGGUAAAGCAAUCGUGCAGAUAAUUAUCUUGAGCAGCCAAUUUUAUUGCAAUAAACAAUAGGAAGAAGAAUGGAAGUAGAAAAUUCGAUUUUCAAACUGGGAACAAAUUGAAAGUUCUAUGAAAAAAGGCUUUCUAAAACGUAAUCUCAAUUUCUAUUAAUAUGUAUAUUCGAGUAAAAUAAGCGCAGUAAUCCAGUGGCCAAAUAAGUCUAAUAAACGAUUUACACGAAUUAAUUCGAGCACUUUAAUCGAAUUUCGCCGGUAUUACGUAGGUUAUGAAAUAUUUCACAAAUCUCUUGAUUAUCUCUUAGAGACACAUAUAUUUAAGGACAUUGUGCAUUCCAUUCUGCAUUUUAACGAUGUACUUUAUGCUAAAAUGAAAGAAAAACAAACAUGGACUCACUUUUUACACGUAAGCUAGAAGACCAACUUUUUCACGACAAUGUUAUUCUUCAACGCAUUGUACAGAGCUCAGGAAUUUACAUUCCA